Messenger RNA from Owenia fusiformis, 1178 nucleotides. The record is from the annotation of a GenBank genome assembly. Lineage: Eukaryota; Metazoa; Annelida; Polychaeta; Sabellida; Oweniidae.
CGUUGUCGAAAUAAACAAAGAUGGCUGCAAAGUGACGAUUUUUAGUACACAAAUUUUUUGUUUUUAUCCAUUACAGUGAACACAGAAUUAAUUCACCAUGACGAGUCCAAGAGAAAAGACGAAGCCAGGGAUUGAUUGUGUUGCAAAAAUUGAUACACCAGUUGACUUCUCAUUUCUUGAACUAACAACAGUCUCAGAGGCUUUAGAUGAAGAACCAAGAGAAGUUUCUCCAAGAAAAGGCAGACCAAAAAGAACAAAAAAUGACAAAUAUGACACUAAAUGUUUAAAACUAAACAAUAAUUUACUGCAAGAUCUUGGGGGUCUAACAGAUCAAGUUGAAAAACUAGUAGAAGAUCCAUCUGAAAUAUCCUGGAUUGAUUUAUCCUUCAAUGAACUCACAACAAUUGAUCAGGCACUUUGUAAAUACCCAAAACUGAGGAUAUUGUAUCUCCAUGGUAAUGGUAUUUCAAACAUCAGAGAAGUGGAAAAACUUGCAAAAAUUCCAACUUUAAGAAAACUCAGUCUGCAUGGAAACCCAAUAGAAAAUACACCAGGUUAUCGCAAUUUCAUCCUCACACACCUCACAGGGCUACAAGAGUUUGACUUUAGUGCUGUAACAAAAGCAGAUCGGGCAACAGCUAACACUUGGAAAAAAAUGAAUGUAAUGCCGAAACAUUCCAAAAAGACUGAAGAGAAAAACUGACAGUUUUACAUAUGAAUAUUAUUUUAAAAGCACACGACGUGUGCCCAAAGUUUUAAAACAGUAAGAUAUAGUAAAAGGUAAAUUGGCAGAUUUUGCCCAAAAUUUUACUUGUAUUAAGAUCCAUACAAAAUAGGCCUACAGUAAUUGUCUGUUUUGAAGACCCUCAGAUGAUUACCAUUUUCUUUCAUUUUGAGAUGUAUUUUUGCAAAUCUAAAAUGAAAAGAAAGACUGUUUUGUAGUGCUUCGUCAAAAACCAUUUUCUUGUAUUUAAGAUGAGAAUGAAAGAACACACACCGUCCUUUAGUAUUUUUCAUGCGUUCCUUAGUCAUUCCAUAUCAUUAACACUUCAAAUGUAAGAUCUAUUUAUACUUAUUACCAGUUACUUAUUGAAUAUGACAUAUUGUACUUCUACUUAGUUUGGUGGAUUUGCUAUUUUGAACAUUUGGCGGCUACUAAAUUUGGCAGACUGGCAAUA